This is a messenger RNA of Bufo bufo (common toad), 965 nucleotides long. RefSeq names its product outer dense fiber of sperm tails 3 like 2 (gene CIMAP1D). Gene Ontology annotation, cellular component: cytoskeleton. NCBI's taxonomy places the organism in Eukaryota, Metazoa, Chordata, Amphibia, Anura, Bufonidae. The transcript has 5 exons. The record is from RefSeq and is a predicted model, not a curated record. The coding region runs from base 226 to 954 and encodes 242 amino acids.
CUGUAUGUGAUUAAUAUUGAGGUGACAUCCUUUAAUCUCAUUGAUUCCAUCAGUUUUGUAACAUAUAUUAUUUAUAGUAUACAUUUUUUACGGAUCUAACGGAGUGAGGAGCAAAAGAUGGGAGAGCAUAGAGAAAGGAAAACUCCAAUGAUUGCAGCGAAGGAGACUGCUCUUCCGUAGAUGCAUCUUCUAUUUACCAUGGAGUGAUCUGUAACUAAAGCUGCAAUGCAUGGUGCAUUAAACUGUCCCGGUCCUGGACGGUACAACCUGCCCCCUACAGUAGGGUUUGUUGGCCACGACUAUACUAAAUACUCCAGUCCAGCAUAUUCUUUCCAUGGACGCACAAGUCACUCUGCUCAUCUCAGCGAUUGUAGUCCAGGACCUCAGUAUUAUGUGGAGCCAAGCCUAACGCGUUUUGGCCGGAGUGCUGGUCCUGCUUACUCCAUGCUGGCACGUGGCAAAUCAGCAGAUAAUAAAGAGACAGUUCCAGGUCCUGGAAUUUAUAGACCUGAGAAAUGCAUUAUUCCAACAUAUCGGAAGCCACCAUCAUACUCCAUGGGCUCUAGAACGAGAUACAGAACCAUAGAUCAGAUACCAGCUCCAAACACAUAUUCCCUGCCUCCAGUAGUGGGUCCCCGUGUUCCGUUGAAGGCAUCUGCACCUGCUUUCAGCCUCUCUGGCAGAAUACAUCGUGGAGGGCAUUCUGAAGAUUUGGCUCAUACACCUGGUCCAGCUCAUUAUAAACAAACAAAUAAUAACCUCUAUAUGAGAAGAAGUCCUGCAUACUCCAUGCUUGGGAGGCAUCACAUUUCAAAAGCAGAAUCUGUGGCCCCAGGUCCUGGAGCUCAUAGUCCAGAGAAAGUAGCAAAUCACAAUAACAAAGCACCUGCAUACUCAAUGGGUAUUCGACACUCUGAAUAUAUCACUCCUCUUAUAAUAGAAGUACCAAACUGACUUUUACCAUA